This is a messenger RNA of Gasterosteus aculeatus aculeatus (three-spined stickleback), 1638 nucleotides long. It is a transcript of the gene opn8a, whose product is annotated as opsin 8, group member a. The record is from RefSeq and is a predicted model, not a curated record. Gene Ontology annotation, molecular function: G protein-coupled receptor activity. Gene Ontology annotation, cellular component: membrane. NCBI's taxonomy places the organism in Eukaryota, Metazoa, Chordata, Actinopteri, Perciformes, Gasterosteidae. Gene Ontology annotation, biological process: G protein-coupled receptor signaling pathway; visual perception.
AAUCAAACAGCAUUGUGUGCGUGUGUGUGUGUGGAGCCGUGUGCAGGUGGACCGUCGAUCUAUACCGUGCAGUAAAUUGACCAGUUAAAGCCUGUACUGGUGUCAGAUGCUGGAAGUAAUCUGACCGUCUGUGUUUGACCAACAUGGAGGACAAAUACGUGUCCAAACUGUCACCUGCUGUUGAUUUCUGGGCAGGGACGUAUCUGAUAAUAAUCGCCGUCCUGUCCAUCUUCGGGAACACGGCGAUCCUGGUCAGCGCCGCCCGCCGCUCCGGCCCGCUCAAAGCUCCCGAGCUGCUGACGGUGAACCUGGCGGUGACGGACCUGGGCAUGGCCCUCAGCAUGUACCCUCUGUCCAUCGCCUCGGCGUUCAACCACGCCUGGAUCGGCGGCGACGCGUCUUGUCUCUACUACAGCCUGAUGGGGAUGAUCUUCAGCAUCACCAGCAUCGUGACGCUGGCCGUGAUGGGGAUGGUCAGGUACCUGGUGACAGGAAAUCCACCGAGGAGAGGUCUCCGGCUCCAGAGGAAAACCGUCAGCAUGGUGAUCGGCGCGGUCUGGCUGUACUCCGGCCUGUGGGCCCUGUUUCCCCUGCUGGGCUGGGGCAGCUACGGCCCGGAGCCCUUCGGACUGGCCUGCUCGAUAGACUGGAGCAGCUACGGGGAGUCCCUGAACCGCUCCACCUUCAUCAUGACCCUGUCCGUGCUCUGCACCUUCCUCCCCUGCCUCGUCAUCUUCUUCACCUACUUCGGCAUCGCGUGGAAGCUGCGCAGGGCCUACCAGUCCAUCCGGAGCAGCGAUUUUCAGCACGGGAAGGUGGAGCAGAAAAUCACUCUGAUGGCUGCGAUGAUCAGCUCGGGGUUCCUUUUCUCGUGGACCCCCUACGUGGCCGUCAGCCUCUGGAGCAUGUUCCGCUCCCGGGAGCACAUCCCUCCGCUGGUCGCCCUGUUGCCGUGCCUCUUCGCCAAGAGCUCCACCGUGUACAACCCCUUCAUAUACUUCAUCUUCCAGCGGAGCUCCUGGCGGGAGCUGCUCCGCCUCCACAGACACCUGCUUUGUUGUUGGCAUCGGGCCAGCCCGCCGGCGGAAGGGCGGAGGCUCCGAGGCGAAGUGGCCAAAGCUUCUGACUGCACCGUUUUGGAGAGCGGGGCCGACGGAGCCAGCGGGGGUCAGAGGGCGGCUCCUGGGGGGGAGCCUGUGAGUCAGAUGAUGCCUUUGGGUUAGUACAUGUAAUGAAGUCAAAUGCUACGUGUCAAACUAUUUCUUGGGCGUGACAUCUGUUUCCCCCCGUUUCCAGUCUCGGCACUUAUUCAAGCUAAGCUAAGCUAAGCUAAGCUACGAACGUGUUUUGAAUCUUCUCGUUGGUACGUGGCGGAUGAGAUCGAAACAGUUUUUUUUUUGUAAGUUCAAGCCGCGAGGUCAACGCGGGUGGAGCCAGAACGUGUGUAUUUGACUCCAGACAUCUGCAUCAGAGACCCUAACAUGUCAUCGAUUGCACGCGCGUCCUUCCCUCGGCCUCUCGUCUGUCUCUGAUGAACUCCGGUGAACUCGGCGAUGAAGGUUCCUCCUCGUGGCUCGUGUCCACCCGGCGGAGCAGCACCUGUACUUGAUUGACGUGAAAUAAAUGAAUAAAAAGGUU